AUGUCUGAAGAAGCGAAGCUGGACGGCCAUCACCGCCACCAUCACCAUCAUCAUGGCCACCAUAACCACGACCAGAAACAUCAACAGCAACAACAGCAGGGUGGCUCUUCGGCGCCUAACCCGGCCAACAGGAUUGGUAAAUACCAAAUCAUCAAGACUCUUGGUGAAGGAUCCUUCGGUAAGGUCAAAUUAGCUGAGCAUUUGACUACGGGCCAACGUGUUGCCCUUAAGAUUAUCAACAGAAAGACUUUGGCCAAGUCAGACAUGCAAGGACGUGUCGAGAGAGAGAUAUCUUACUUGCGUUUGUUAAGACACCCUCAUAUCAUCAAGCUUUACGAUGUGAUUAAGUCUAAGGAUGAAAUUAUCAUGGUGAUUGAAUACGCCGGUAAGGAGUUGUUUGAUUACAUUGUUCAGAGAGGAAGAAUGCCUGAAGAUGAGGCGAGAAGAUUCUUCCAGCAGAUUAUUGCUGCCGUGGAGUAUUGCCAUAGACACAAGAUUGUUCAUCGUGAUUUGAAGCCAGAGAACUUGUUGUUGGAUGACCAUCUCAAUGUCAAGAUUGCCGAUUUCGGUUUGUCUAACAUUAUGACUGACGGUAACUUCUUGAAGACGAGUUGUGGUUCGCCAAACUACGCCGCACCAGAAGUCAUUUCUGGUAAAUUAUACGCUGGUCCAGAGGUCGAUGUCUGGUCUUCGGGUGUUAUCUUGUACGUCAUGUUGUGUGGUAGAUUGCCAUUCGACGACGAGUUCAUCCCAGCAUUAUUCAAGAAGAUCAGCAAUGGUGUCUACACUUUACCCAACUACUUGUCUGAUGGCGCUAAGAACAUCUUAACCAGAAUGUUGGUUGUGAACCCACUCAACCGUGUGACCAUUCAUGAGAUCAUGGAGGAUGCUUGGUUCAAGCAAGGCAUCGAAGAUUACUUGUUGCCUCCAGACUUGUCCAAGACAAUUCACAACAAGAUUGAUAUUGAUGAAGAUGUAAUUAAUGCCUUGAAUGUUACAAUGGGAUACGACAGAGACGAAAUUUUGAAUGUGAUCAAUUCGUGCAACAAGCAGCAAUACCCACAGCAACAAUCCAAUGAGAUUCUCGAUGCUUACUUGUUGAUGAAGGAGAACCAUUCACUCGUGAAGGACUUAAAGAAGAACAACAUUGAACACAUGGAUAACUUCUUGUCAUCCAGUCCUCCACCAUCGUGGUCAUCUCCACAAGGAGAAGACGCCACUGCAACACAUAGAGCUCCAGGUGUGCUGCAAUCGCUCACAUACCAAACUUUGGCUACUGUCCCCGACUUGUCAACGUUACCCAAUUCUACUAUCGCCAUUCUCCCAUCGUCAUUACCUUCAAUUCACAGAGCAUCUAUGAUGAACCAUUCCGAACAAGGGUCCAACAAGAUUAACCCAGUGUCUUCCAAGAAACUGAAGACCAAAUGGCAUUUCGGUAUACGGUCUAGACUGUACCCAUUGGACGUUAUGGGUGAGAUUUAUAGAGCAUUAAAGAACUUGGGAGCCGAGUGGGCCAAACCUACAGAGGAAGAGUUGUGGACCAUCAGAGUGCGCUGGAAGUACGGACCCUGUUUGGUGGACGAGACGGUGAAGGAGGGAGAGUCAGUUCCACCUGCUUUGAUGAAAAUGCAGAUCCAGUUGUUCCAAUUGGAGCCUAACAAUUACCUUGUUGACUUUAAGUUUGACGGCUGGGAGAGCACGUCUAACCAAGAAGGUAAAUCUUCGGCAAAACAGGACGUUGAUGAAAUGAGUUCAUUCUCUGCUUAUCCAUUCUUGCAUUUGGCUACAAGAUUAAUCAUGGAGUUGGCGGUGAAUUCUACUCAGGCCCAGUGA
Candidozyma haemuli is the source of this 1833-nucleotide messenger RNA. It is a transcript of the gene SNF1, whose product is annotated as AMP-activated serine/threonine-protein kinase catalytic subunit. The record is from RefSeq and is a predicted model, not a curated record. Bases 1 to 1833 code for a protein of 610 amino acids. Gene Ontology annotation, molecular function: ATP binding; protein serine/threonine kinase activity. Gene Ontology annotation, biological process: intracellular signal transduction; protein phosphorylation. The transcript has a single exon. Lineage: Eukaryota; Fungi; Ascomycota; Pichiomycetes; Serinales; Metschnikowiaceae. Gene Ontology annotation, cellular component: cytoplasm.